AUGAUAGAACAAUUACAUCAAGAACCUAUCAAUGUUAUUGAACAGCAACAAUCAUAUUUUGAAAGAAAACGAUUCUAUGAUUUAAUAUGUAAAUCAGAUCAAUUUGACGAAUGCUAUCGAGAUUAUUUAGAACAAAAUUUAAGCAUUGGUUUCGGACAAUUAUAUGAUGCUAGUGAUGAAAAAUCUGAAUUUUCGAAGCCUUCACUCGUUAUUCUAUCGCCAACAUUAGACAUUGAUGAAUUAGAAAUAGCAAAUUUAACUGAAAAAUUAAUGUCCUUCUUAGAAAAUAUGAAACAGUAUCGAAAACGAUAUGCAAUCGUUCAUGUCGAUGAUAAUUCAUACAUUAUUGGUGGUUAUAUAUUUGAUCCAAUUAAUAAAUUACGUAAAUCACCUGAAAAUGAUUAUAAAUAUAAUUCAACAAAUGAUAUUCUUCAACCGAUUGUUUCAUUACCAAAUAUGGCUGUAAGUUUUGGAAUUGCUGCGGAUGAGAAAUAUAUUGUCUUGAUUGGCGGUCAUAGUCACUUAAAUGAACCAUUAUCUCAAUGUUAUAUAAUGGAGAUAAAAAAAGUACCUGAAACAUGGCUAUCAUUACCUAAUCUUCCAUUACCUACAUCUGGUCCAGGAGUGGGAAUGAUCGACGGUGAAAUACAUGUUAUAGGUGGAUUUGAUAUAUUAUCAUGUGAAAGUAUAACACAUGGUGAAUAUUAUCGUUUAAAAUGGCCAAUAGAUACUCAAUGGACUAAAGAAUCAUCUAUUGAACCUGUACGAGCUCGAUCCUUGAUUGUUUUAAUUCCAAAUGAAGUUGUUCCAUUUGGAAGAUUUAUUUAUGUAGCAGGUGGUUAUGAUGUUAAUGUUAAACGUCGUCCUGUAGUAAUACCAACUGUUCAUAUGUAUGAUGAAGAGGAAAAAAAUUGGAAAUUAAUAACCAGUAUACCUAAUCUACAAUUAAUACAUGGCCUUUCAUUCUAUGAUGAUAAAUUACAUGUAUCUCGUUCAGUAUUAAAUAUAGACAAUCAAUACAAUAGUGAAAUCAUUCGUUCAUAUAAUUUGAAAACAAAUCAAUGGAUCGAAUCAUCAAAAUAA
Molecule: messenger RNA, 1083 nt
Organism: Rotaria socialis
Lineage: Eukaryota; Metazoa; Rotifera; Eurotatoria; Philodinida; Philodinidae
Source: the annotation of a GenBank genome assembly